Rhipicephalus sanguineus (brown dog tick) is the source of this 752-nucleotide messenger RNA. RefSeq lists its product as uncharacterized. Lineage: Eukaryota; Metazoa; Arthropoda; Arachnida; Ixodida; Ixodidae. The record is from RefSeq and is a predicted model, not a curated record. The coding region runs from base 14 to 706 and encodes 230 amino acids. The transcript is spliced from 4 exons.
UCGCUCUGACAAAAUGCCGCAUGCAUGUGAUGUUGUCGGCUGCCCGAGUGGUGCACGCCGCCAGUGCUGCAGCAAUGAAACCGAUGUGUCUUUUCACUGGGUGCCGCAGAAUGAACCCUUACGCUCGAAGUGGCUGAGUGUCAUGCCAUUGCGCCAGUGUGCCAAAGAGUCAAAAACUCUGCGUGUGUGCUCGCUGCACUUUCGUGCUGAGGAUUAUGAGACCAACCGCAACUUGCUCAAGGCUUUCAAUCUGCCCAUCCGAGCAAGGCUUUGCCCCACCGCCGUUCCAUCGGUAUUUCCCGAGUCCGAGAGUCACCUCGACACCCUGCCCGAGUUGUCUGUGUCCCACGACUUGCAACAGCUUCUGCAGGACGACGACGCGACUGAAUGUACGGAAUCCGGAACCACACAUUCUGCAAUUGAUAUCUGCGCCAACAGUGACGCGAAGGUGGCUGUUCACGCGGAAACUCAGACAGAUCGUUCGUCGAGUGCCCGCUGCAUUGGCAAUGACAAAAGUGUGCAAGUUCGUCUGCAUCAUGGCACGAGCAUUGGGGUCCAAGUUAAUUUAACUAUGAAGGACACGAAAGAGAGGGGAACACAGAUGCGUAAAAGGAAAAAAGCCCAUGACAUUAACACCAGUGAAGAGGCCUUACAUUGCUCGAGGAGAUCAAGGAGCAAAACGGCGGUGACAGACGUCAAGAGGUGAGCCCACCUUUCUCGUCUCGCCAGACGCAUCACCGGUAAAAUGCAAG